This is a messenger RNA of Verruconis gallopava, 1797 nucleotides long. RefSeq lists its product as uncharacterized. Gene Ontology annotation, molecular function: RNA binding; ATP binding; RNA helicase activity. The record is from RefSeq and is a predicted model, not a curated record. The coding region runs from base 1 to 1797 and encodes 598 amino acids. The transcript is spliced from 3 exons. Gene Ontology annotation, cellular component: nucleus. NCBI's taxonomy places the organism in Eukaryota, Fungi, Ascomycota, Dothideomycetes, Venturiales, Sympoventuriaceae.
AUGUGUGACAACGAAUGGAAAGAUGGGUUUGACAUGUCUGGCAUGAGCUCUGUUCUCAAGAGCUCUGUCCUUAAAGACUCUGAUACUGAUUCUCGAAACCAAAGUCACGCCCAGAUCAACGAGGAUGCCUCUGCCCGUGCUCGGGAUCAUGGUUACGGCGCUCGCGUAGAGUACAACUACUCUCAGAAUGAGAACCAUCGCAAAGUUGCUAAAUAUAAGCGCUGCGACUGGGUAGCAACUGGUGAUCUCGGCAUCUUCGCCCCACGUCACCCAGAGCUGGAGAAGGAAUUGUUUCCCGACGAGCGCACCUAUGGGAAAGGCCAGAAUAUCGAUAUCCUCGAAAACGUGAAGAUUGAUAUUAUCGGCGAGAAUCCGGUUAAGCCAAUCGAGACCUUCGAAGAGAUGGGGCUGCAUCCGGUCAUGAUGGAGACGCUCCGCCUCAUGCACUACAUCGAGCCUACUGCAAUUCAGAAGCAUGUCAUCCCAGCUGUCCUACAGCUCCGUGAUCUUGUCGUCUCUGCUCAGACUGGCUCCGGAAAGACAGUUGCUUACCUUUGUCCUAUCUUUUCUCACUUGAUGGGUAGAGCCCACAGCAUCUGCGCGCCGAAGUGGAACCCGUCUCAGUACGAUCCCCGAGUUGACAUCUUUCGCGCUGAACCUUUGGUACUCAUCAUCCUGCCAACACGCGAGUUGGCUUGGCAAGUCUUCGAUGAAUGUCGUUGUUUGUGUUAUCGUGCCGGACUUCGACCUUGCAUUGUAUAUGGCGGCGCUCCAAUGGUUGAGCAGCGCGAGGAGCUCCUCAAAGGAUGCGACAUCCUAGUCUCCACUCCUGGUCGUCUGAGGGACUUUUUGAAGGACCCUCGCGUUCUUUCUCUGCACCGUGUUCGAUUUACUGUCAUUGACGAAGCAGACGAGCUGAUGCAUGAGGAUUGGGCUGAUGAUCUUGAGACCGUUCUUAGUGGUGCGAACUUGAACGAAGACUCUGAUCAUAUCUUCAUGAUGUUCUCGGCCACCUUCCCCUCAAAAUAUCGUGGAAUCGCCAAGAAAUUCAUGGCAUCAGAUUACCUUCGUAUCAAGGCUGGUCGCUGCGGAUCAGCUCAUGCCAACAUAACUCAAAAAGUGAUUUGGGUUGAUAAUGACCGCAAGACUGAGGCGGUAUCGGAUGCUCUAUUUGCGCACCCUCCUGGUCGUACGAUCAUCUUCGUGAAUUCUAAGUCGGUCGCAGACAAGCUCGAUGACUUUCUGUUCAAUCUGCACUUGCCAUGUGCUGCUCUGCACUCAGAUCGGACUCAAAAUGAACGUGAAGAUGCGAUAUCUGGCUUCCGUAGUGGCGCAACUCCAAUUCUGAUUACUACGGGUGUGGCUGCCCGCGGUAUCGACGUUGCAAACGUCUUGCAUGUCAUCAAUUAUGACCUCCCGUCAACUUCCCACGGAGGUAUUGACGAGUAUGUUCAUCGUAUAGGCCGCACUGGCCGCCUUGGGCAUCUGGGUCUCGCCACUUCGUUCUAUAACGAGCGCAACGACGACCUCGCUCCUGACUUAGUCAAGAUUUUAAUGGAGACGAAUCAAGAGAUUCCAGACUUCCUCGAGGAUUUCAAACCUACGGAUGGCAGCGUGAUUUUCGACGAGGGAGACUCUGAUGUCGAGGAUGCCCAAGUUCACGUUGGCGACGCUAAGGAAGACGGUUAUACCUGGGACACCGCUACCAGAAACGACAAAGGCCUCGAAAAUUCUGGUGAAUUUAAGUUCGAUGAGCCUGGUGAGACAGGGGGUAAAAUUCCCCCAAGCGUAUGGUAA